AUGGGUCUCUUUAGCAAGGCCCUCCGCCGUCGCCGCCAUCGAGCCAGUCCAGAAGUUGACCUCUUAAGCGCUGCAUUUGGUCUCCCUUUUCGUCGUGGGGUCAUGCCUGCAGAUCAAAAGACUUUUCGACGUUCUCAGGUUAUAUAUGAGACAGAAUCUGACGAUAGCUACGAGUCGGACUCGGAGGAAACAUCCUCUUCGUCUUCCGAAGACGAUCCAGGACAUCAAGAGCGCGGCUGUCGUGUUUCUGAUCGACCACCCACGCCUCAUUCUGCACCUCCUGCGUCCUCUUCUUCCUCGAAGAAGAACUCGCCCCGAAAGCGACAUCACCGCCGACGUCGCUCAAAUCCAUCGCCUCAUUCCAGUACUCGAGUACUACCUCGUCACCAGGUCCCUCGCUCGAUCUCCCGCCGAUCAAACGUCGAAACCAUGACUAACCAACAGCCCGUUUCUUAUGUACGACCUUCUGCAACAUUUCCUCCCCAAUUUCCUAUUCAUUUGUCGAAGCCGCCUUGUAAUAUUGUACAGUCAUCAACUUUUCCUAUUUCUCCUUUGAACCAGUCGUUUGGGGCUCCAGUUUACCAGCCCCUGCCUCAGCAACAAAUCUACUAUCAGAAUCAAGUUAGCUAUGUUCCUCACCAACCAUUACCCCUGGUGCGAGUUCACCCACCUCAGUUCAUGGCCCCAGUGGCUCAGCCCGUCGAGUCGAGACCCCCUCCUCCCCUUGAUUCGGUAAAGGCACCGAAAUCUUCCGUGGUAUCAAACAAUGCCCAACGCCCGUCGGGAGGAGGGAAUACCUAUCGCCCGGUAAUUGCUGCGUCGAAACGCUCCGAGUCAUCCGAAGUCUUCGGCAAGGAAGUACAACGUCUCCAGAGGCUCAUCGAAGCAAAAAUGGCAGACUUGGCCGAGGAGCCCAACAGCAGAGUUUUACGCCGUGACCUUCGCCGUCUUCAAGACAGACUUAAUUCAACCUUGAAUAAAGCCAUCACGGCCAGCAAGAAGCAACACCAAAGGCAGUCGUCACUCUCCACUUUCAGCAACUUCUCUCAAUCAGUCUAUGAUCAAGAGAUUGCAAGCAGCAACGUAGCUGCAUCUGUUCACGGUGACAUCGAACCAGCCAGUGUUUGUCAAGACAAUCAGCAGACAAAGUUACAUGACCAACGAGACGAGAGUCCUCAGCGUAUUACACGCCAUCACUUUUGCUCUGAAUGUGGAAACAUUCGCUCAAGGGACUACCAUAAACGAUUCCCUGUUCACAAACUCAAACAAAUGAAGAUAAACCUUUGUGAGAGCUGCCGAGAUGACAGUUAUAAGCGGGGGGUUAUCAAACAGUAUCAUUUCUGUUUCAACUGCGGAAGCGCAAGAUCCAUGAACUUUCAUAGACAGCACCCAGUGUUGCCAGGCGAGCCCAUUAUAACCAACUAUUGCGAAGUGUGCAUCCUGGAGCUCAAAAGAAAUGGAAGCCUAAUGGAAGCAUCCGUGGUUGGUCCGAAGUACCAGAACCUUGGAGCGCACCAAGCGAUACCUCCUGCUUGUGAUUCGGAAGAAGACCUGGACUCACUGACUGUAAAUCGUCAUAGAAGUCACAAGAGCAGGCAUGGUCAAGUCCAAAGUGACCAGGUAAGGGAGGUAAGUCCUCCGAAGCAGGUUUCAGAUGACGAGAAACCUCGCGGCAGGCGGCCCGAACCACGAGCCUCCCGAGAGUCUGUCGCUCCAUCUGGCACUGGUACCGUGUCUCGAGACUCCUCCUACUGUCCUUCACGAAAAACCGGGUCCUCUGAACGCCGAGCAGAGAGAAAGUCUUCUGGGCACUUCAGCACUGAGCGCAGCCCUCACAAGAAAGAGUCAAAGAUGCCACGGAACUACCAGGCACCAUACGUCGAAGACUCCUUUUCAACUCCUCAUGUGGAGGUACAAUCGCCCAGCCCCGUAACUGGCCGUAAGGAGAAAGACCAGAAGUCGGGGGGCAGAGUCUGUGAGCCUUGGAAGAAGCUUCCUCCCGACUUCGUCCUCAAAUCUGCACUGGCUAGUGAGCGGUCGUCUUCUGACGGCUCUAGAAAAUCCCGAGAUGAGGCUUUCAAGGAGUCACCUAGACCUCGUGAGAAGUCUCUCGAGUCUGACCGCUCCGACCCAAGCUCUUCCAAAUCUUCUAGUAGCAAGACUGUGAGAUUCAAGCAGUCUGUGGAUAUUCGCACAUCAUUACCCUUUGACGGCGAUGCAGAGGCUUCGGCCUCGGAUUCAGAGACUCCUGCAUGCCUACGCUCUCCAGGGUCUCCGCUUAUUUCACGCAAGAAGUGUACCUUUCGCAGCAGCUCGUAUGACGAAGGGUUUUCAGACAAGUAUCUGCACCCUCAUUAUGGCCAAUCUUCGAAGAAGGGACCGGGCGCUCAUCGCGAGUACUUGCAUACGCCAGACAACUUUCGAGCUGGGACUCCUGCCAAGGGUUACUCUCAAGGUGCCUUCAGCAAAGAAUUCGACCAUGGUGAGGAUUGGGAUGCUUUCCGAAGCCCUCGGUAUUCGCAUACUGAUUAUUACUCGGAUGAAAAUUCCUUCCGUGGCAACUAUGAAGCCGACGAGGAAUAUCAGACGUCGACUCCUAAGGCUUAUGAUUACGGGGAUCAUGGCCAGUACAUGGAAUCCACUGCUUCCCUUCCAUCUCGUCUUUCUUCUGGGAGCAUCUUCUCGUCCUUCUUCAAAAAGUCCAAAAAUAAGACUUCUUCCGCUCCUCCGGUCAACCGAGCGAGCUCAUACACUCCUGAUCACAACUUCCACGAGACUACGACUCCUUGCCCUCAACAAGGAGGAUGCCCCUCGGAUGUUUACACUUCUUUCACGGACCCUGAGUCGUACAGCUGUACAGAUGAUGGGCCAGCUUUCGAAAAGACCUCUCGUCAAGGUGAAAGUAACCCCUAUUAUACACCUCGCAAGCAGAAUUUCCCAGAGUUUUCAUACUGCAGUUCUCCUGAUCGAUCCGAUGGGUCAGUCAAGCGAGAACAGGGGCCACCCUCUCCUACAAAGUCGGAUAAAUUUGCAUGGAAGAACGCUUUUAAUCCUGUCCCAACAGUCGAGGAGCCAAAUAUUGUUGGCGAUUCCUCCCCUGAGGGUGCAGCCGAUAUGCUUGAGUACAACAUCACCGAUAUGGUUUCUUCAGUCGAUGACGAAAACAACGAGGCACCCUCCAGUUCAUCUGGCGAUGGAAAUGAGAACGACGAAGCACCUGAUAGACCAUUUGUUCGACAUGUGACCGGUAGCCACGCUGCUUAA
Molecule: messenger RNA, 3264 nt
Organism: Fusarium sp. VM40
Lineage: Eukaryota; Fungi; Ascomycota; Sordariomycetes; Hypocreales; Nectriaceae
Source: the annotation of a GenBank genome assembly